UUCCUUGGUCCACCAUCAUCCCGACUCGUCUCCCCGGCUUGAACACAUAGGCAUAGUCACCAUGUCUGGUCUAAAAAAGACCACGAUCAACGCCCGUGCGUUCUAUCCUGAGGAGGUCGAGCAAGAUCACCUAGAGCAUGUUGGUGCCGACACUCCCGGCGCAGGGGCAUCAUCCGGUGCCGGCGGCUCGACAGAAAAAUCCCAUGCCUACGACGACAGCAAGAUUAUCUUGGUAACAUUUGAAGAAGGCGAUCCCGAAAAUCCCAUGAACUGGGGAAAGGGACGGAAAUGGAUGACGACAGCUCUCCUCUGUUUCAUGACCUUGACCAUCGGUCUCUCGACAUCGGCCUACUCCUCUGGUAUCACUUCCAUGACCGAAGAGUUCGGUGUCUCGACAGAGGCUGGCGAAGUCGGGAUGUUCAUGUUCAACGCUGCUUGUGCCUUCGCCCCACUUUUCCUCGCUCCAUUCUGCGAGCUUGUCGGGAGACGUUACAUCUACCUCGGCUCCUUCGGAUGCUUCACCCUCAUCUUCAUUCUUCUCGCCAUGGGUAAAAAUAUUGGUAGCGAACUUGUCGGUCGUCUCCUGUCUGGUCUGUUCGGUUGUGUGGGCACAAUCCUAGUCGGCGGCACGCUCGCUGAUAUUUGGGAAACGAAAGAACGCAGUGUCCCUAUGGCAUGCUUUUCAUACGUCGCUAUUCUUGGUACUAUCGCUGCUCCCUUGUACUGUGGCUACAUCGACGCUGCCAUCGGCUGGCGUUGGAUCGAGUGGAUUCACAUGAUCGCCUCCGGCGUCUUGUUCAUCUUGGAGCUCAUCUUCUUCAAGGAAACUCGUGGAGCCGCCAUCCUGAAAACUCGUGCCAAGAGGCUUAGGAAGGAGACAGGAGACAAUCGCCUGCGCGCACCCAUUGAGCUUGAAGCCGAGAAGUUGUCCGACUUGCUCCAUCAGAGCAGCACCCGUGCCAUCUACCUCACCAUCCGCGAACCCGUCAUCUUCUUCUUUGGAUUCUGGAUCGCAUUUGCCUGGGGCAUCACAUUCUUGUUCCUGAGUGUCAUUCCCUUGACCUUCCAAGACAAUCACGGAUGGGCGGAGGGUAACGGCGGCCUGCCUUACAUUGCGCUCAUCAUUGGCACCACGCUUGGUUUCAUCUCCGGUUUCUGGCAAGAUGCUAAGUACGACGCCGUACGUGAAGCGAAUGGUGGUGUCGCUAUUCCCGAAGCGCGGUUGUAUGGCGCGAUGAUCGGUGGACCUUUCCUCCCUAUCGGCCUUUUCAUAUAUUCGUGGACCCAGUUCGGGUUUGUCCAUUGGAUAGCGCCUUGCAUCGCCCUCGUGCUCAUUAUCUUCGGUAUCUACCACAUUUUCCUGGCCGUAUACAACUACACUGCGGACUCGUACGGCGAGCUCUCCUCUUCUGCUAUCGCCGGUCAAGGUUGGAUGCGAAACAUGCUCGGCGCUGUCACCCCUCUGUUCGCCAAUCAGAUGUUCAACGGCAUGGGCUACCAGUGGGCCGGAACACUUCUCGCAUUAAUUGCUUGCUUGAUCACACCCCUUCCCUUCAUCUGUUUCGCGUACGGUGACCGCAUCCGUGCUAGCUCGAAGUACGCCGCCGCCGCUACCGGAGCAGUCGUCCCGGAGAAGAAGCAGGCCGACUUCGACGACAUGAACGAGAAGGGCAAAGCUGUGGACAACGGCAACGCCGUUUAAUGCAUUCUACGCAUCGCCUUCACGCCAUCAUCACUUUUACGACUGUUUACAUUUCGAUUGGGUUUGUGUUUGGGAUUCAGGGAUAUAUCUAGACUCUAGACAACUUAGACAAGAUGGUUCGGCAACUAGACACUAGACAUAUUAGACUACCCAUGCAUACCCACGACGACUUGCUGAGAUCCCCCUCACAUUCUAUUUAUGACCCACCACUUAUUCGUCUCAUUAUCAUUACCUACAUAGCAUGCCA
This is a messenger RNA of Stereum hirsutum FP-91666 SS1, 1949 nucleotides long. Its product is annotated as MFS general substrate transporter. Gene Ontology annotation, biological process: transmembrane transport. The transcript has 10 exons. Lineage: Eukaryota; Fungi; Basidiomycota; Agaricomycetes; Russulales; Stereaceae. Gene Ontology annotation, molecular function: transmembrane transporter activity. Bases 62 to 1702 code for a protein of 546 amino acids. The record is from RefSeq and is a predicted model, not a curated record.